AUGCCUGUGCCCCUAUCCUCCAGUGCUGCAGAGCCCGCACUCACUGCCACCACCAGACUCACGUGGCUGCCGCAGAUGAAACCCUCCAGUCCUGCCUGGAGGACUCCUAAGUCAACCCUGAUCACCCUGAGGCGGUCUCAACCAUCGAACUCUGAAGCAGGGGCCUUUCCCUUGGGCUAUAUGAGGGCGGGAGCGGGGGGAGCAUUUCCAUUUAUUCUAAUUGACGAAUACUACCCUCCAUUAUUAGAGUUUGCUGCUGUGUCCUUCCCGGGACUUGUAAACUACUUGACUCUCCUUCCCUCUGACCCAUCAACAAUUGAAGCAUCAAAUUUUCAAACAAACAGGAAGACCCGGUUCAUCAUCCACGGCUUCAUAGACAAGGGAGAAGAGAGCUGGCUUUUGGAGAUGUGCAAGAACAUGUUCGCGGUGGAGGAGGUGAACUGCAUCUGCGUGGACUGGAAGAAAGGCUCCCAGACCACGUACACACAGGCCGCCAACAACGUGCGGGUGGUGGGUGCCCAGGUGGCCCAGAUGAUCAGCAUGCUCUCGACAAACUAUAGCUACUCUCCUUCCCAAGUCCACCUCAUCGGCCACAGCCUGGGAGCCCACGCGGCGGGAGAGGCUGGGAGCAGGACUCCAGGCCUGGGCAGAAUUACAGGGUUGGAUCCUGUAGAAGCAAGCUUCCAGGGUACUCCUGAAGAGGUUCGGCUCGAUCCCUCUGAUGCUGACUUCGUUGACGUGAUCCAUACAGAUGCAGCAGCCCUGAUCCCAUUCCUGGGUUUUGGAACAAAACAGCUGUUAGGUCACCUCGACUUCUUCCCCAACGGAGGGGAGGAAAUGCCAGGAUGCAAGAAGAAUGCCCUGUCACAGAUCGUGGACCUCGAUGGCAUCUGGGAAGGGACUCGGGAUUUUGUGGCUUGCAAUCACCUGAGAAGUUACAAGUAUUACUCGGAGAGCAUCCUCAACCCCGAUGGGUUCGCUUCCUACCCCUGCGCUUCCUACAAGGCCUUUGAGUCUAACAAGUGCUUCCCCUGCCCGGAUGAAGGCUGCCCACAGAUGGGCCACUAUGCUGAUAAAUUUGCUGGCAGGACGAGCGGCGAGCCACAGAAAUUCUUCCUGAACACAGGAGACUCCAGCAAUUUUGCUCGCUGGAGAUACGGAGUUUCUAUAACACUGUCUGGAAAAAUAGCCACUGGUCAGGUCAAAGUUGCUUUGUUUGGAAAUAAGGGAAACACUCACCAAUUCGAUGUCUUCAGGGGGAUUCUCACACCAGGCUCUACCCAUUCUAAUCAGUUUGAUGCAAAGCUUGAUAUUGGAACCAUUGAGAAAGUCAAGUUUCUUUGGAACAACAACGUGAUAAACCCAACCUUCCCCAAAGUGGGUGCAGCCAAGAUCACCGUCCAAAAGGGAGAGGAGAAAACAGCGCACAACUUCUGCAGCGAAAGCACUGUGAGAGAAGACGUUCUCCUCACCCUCAUGCCCUGUUAA
Messenger RNA from Puma concolor (puma), 1488 nucleotides. NCBI's taxonomy places the organism in Eukaryota, Metazoa, Chordata, Mammalia, Carnivora, Felidae. The record is from RefSeq and is a predicted model, not a curated record.